Toxotes jaculatrix (banded archerfish) is the source of this 2147-nucleotide messenger RNA. It is a transcript of the gene tmem79b, whose product is annotated as transmembrane protein 79b. The record is from RefSeq and is a predicted model, not a curated record. Gene Ontology annotation, cellular component: lysosomal membrane; trans-Golgi network membrane. Lineage: Eukaryota; Metazoa; Chordata; Actinopteri; Toxotidae. Gene Ontology annotation, biological process: regulated exocytosis. The transcript is spliced from 5 exons. Bases 263 to 1405 code for a protein of 380 amino acids.
ACACACUUCCUGUCCGUUUAGUGAAACAUCAGAGACGUAACGGGACUUUCCCUUUAACUCACCUGACAGGACCACACCUGAGCUGAACUUCCGGACUGUUUCACAACAACAACAGAAGAAGAAGGAGGAGAAGAAGAAGGAGGAGAAGAAGAAGGAGAAGAAGAAGAAGAAGAAGAAGGAGAAGGAGAAGAAGAAGAAGAAGGCGGCUCAGAUCAUCUCGACAGACAGACAGACCAUUGGACUCUAGACACCCAGCACCAGGAUGGAGGACAGCAGAGGGUCAAAGACAAGACAGACCGAGGGAGAGGACCAGGUGCUGUGGUCCUCUAUGACUGAGUCCAGCACUCUGCAGUGGCCUGGAGACAUACAGGCAGGAGGACAGACAGCUAAAGGUGACAGGAUGAGUGUGGAGGCGGCCAGCUGGACGGAAAGUGAGAGAGAGUUGAUGGUGAAGGAGGAGAGGAAGGCGGGAGGAAAAGGAGGAGCAGGUAAAGAUGAGGAGGUGGGGCUAAUUGGAGAGUGGGCCAGAUCCAGUUCACACCUGGGAGACGUGGAGAAGGAGCCUGUAGAGAACCACCUGCCAGAGAAAGCAGCUCAGGUGUUCAGCCCUGCAGUGACAGUCCUCCCCGCCCCCUCCUCACCCAGGGACAGUGAAGCAUUCUGGGCAAUUGAGUCAGACAAGAGUCCCUUCAUGGGUCCCAGAGGAGUCUCCCAGGACUACACCCAUCAUGGCUACCAGUGCGAGUGGACUGAGGAGACGCCUCCUGCCAGAUGUGGGUGGGGCUGUCUGAGUAGGGACAUCCUGAAGGUGGGUGUGUCCCUGGUGACAUCAGCGCUCUUCUUCCCCUUCCUGGUGUGGGGGGGGUUUGUGUUCCUGCCCUUUGAUGCCCCUCUGAUGGAUGGUGCCCCACUCAGGCUCGUCUACACCCUGCGCUGCUCCGUGUUUGCCGCGUCCCCCAUCGUCCUCGGCUGGCUGGUUCUGGGCGUCACUCGGCUCCGGUCAGGUGUGUUCCGUCCUCUGUUUGAUGAAGAGGUGAAAGAGGCGGAGCUUCACGAGGUCGCCGUCCACCGCUGUUUUGUCUCUGACUCCACCUCCUUGUUCCUGAUCUACUUCCUGCAGCUGGUCGUCAUGGCAAUGUACCUGAGCCAGGAGCAGCUGAAGCUCGUUCCACUGCUGACCAUCAUCUUUGCCUUUGGACGGCUGGUGUACUGGGCGGCAGCAGCCUUUGGCAGCAGCAUACGCGGUUUUGGUUUCGGCCUCUCCUUCCUGCCAAGCCUCGUCAUGAUGGUCGCCAACAUCUACUUCAUCUUCACGGUGGAGGCAGCAGGCUCCAUCUUCAGCCACCCGCCUUCCUCAGAGGAGGCGCUGACUCCGCCCUCCAGCAGACAGAGGUUCUGGGGAUGAGAGCUGAUCUGAAAUCAGGAACAUUCCUCUACCAAGACGUUUUUAACUUUUAUAGUUUAUAAAGUGAAAAUGUUAAAGCAGAAAAACUGAAUAAAAGAUCAAAUAAUUGAACUCUGUCUCUAAAAGCCCCACCCACUCGCUGUAGAACCUGGACCCGGAGCACAAAGCUGGUCCGUCUGUGUCCGGACCUCUGGGGGUUAUCUAAGUUCGUGUGUGAGGAUUCAGAUUCAGUCAUGAUCACAGAGUGAGAGCAGAAACAGCAGGAACACUGAGGAUGGAAAUAAAUUAUCAGAAAGAUUCACAGUGAAAUUAUUUUUCUGCUAAAAGUCAAAAACAGUUUCAUUUGUAUUUUUCUUCUUAUUCUGAGCUGCAGAGAACACCAACAGGAACCACAGAAUCUUCACUGUGGUUCCUGACAACAGAAAAACCUCCACCACCUUUAACAUCUCGUUAUAGUGUUUUGUCCCCGUCAGGAUCCUGUAGCAAUGAUGACUCAGUGUAUCCAGUGAUCUGAUUGGUCGGUGGUGGAUACAGGUUAGUCCUGCAGCUCAGGUCACACCAGCCAGAGGACGGGAUGGCUCAGCGAUCUGGCUCCUGGUGUUUGUUUGUUUGCUGAAAUAUUGAAUUGUUGAACUGUUUCCUGUUUACUUCCUGUUUACUUCGGGGUCAGUCUGUCUGUGCUGGGUCAUUUUUCAACAUUUUAUUUUGAGUUUCACAAUAAAAGAGUGAAACCACCUCACUG